GUCACAAUUUUCUUAUUCAGUAACUCUCCGCGGUGACAUUCAUUAGUACUUUUGAAAAUAUACUCUUCCCCCCCUGUUGUACAGACAGUAAAUUGCUCUUUGAAGAUGAAGUGGACAUUAAUCCUCAUCUUUGGUUGCUUGGCUGAGACUACUCUGUGCUGGACGUAUCACUACUCAAACAAGACAAUGAACUGGACCCAGGCCAGAGAGUGGUGCCAGAAAUAUUUCACAGACAUGGUGGUCAUCCAAAACCAAGCGGAGAAUGAUUAUCUGGUCUCCAUCCUGCCACAGAAAAGAAGCUCCCCAUAUUUCUGGAUUGGAAUCACUAGAAACCAUAUGAAUGAAAGCUGGAUUUGGAUUGGGAAUAACAGCACGUGGAUUGGUAACAAUUCAUGGGCACCAAAUGAACCAAAUAAUGUCCAUGCAACAGAGUUUUGUGUAGAGAUCUACACUAACACAGGAGAAAAUCAAGGGAAGUGGAACGAUGAGAAAUGUAGCAAAUCAAAAUAUGCAGCGUGUUUUAAAACCCAGUGCAAUGAAUCAUCCUGUGAAAGAGGAAGAUGCCAGGAGGCAAUCAACAGUACAACCUGCCUCUGUGAACAUGGUUUUAAGGGAGACAGGUGCCAAACACCUGUGGAAUGCCUCCCUCUCUCUGAGCCUUAUAAUGGAUACCAUAGCUGCUCAAGAGGAAAUCAAACCUUCAACACGACCUGUCGAUUAAAGUGUCACCCUGGCUUCUUCAUAAAUGGCUCGUCAUUUGUCACUUGUGAAGACACUGGGGACUGGAGUGGGCCGAGACUUACUUGUGCAGUUACUGUUACCACUGAUUAG
Molecule: messenger RNA, 831 nt
Organism: Pundamilia nyererei
Lineage: Eukaryota; Metazoa; Chordata; Actinopteri; Cichliformes; Cichlidae
Product: L-selectin-like
Exons: 5
Coding region: 106-831 (241 amino acids)
Source: RefSeq, a predicted model, not a curated record